UUGUAAACUGUGGCACAUGGUUAUAUCGAGGCAUCGAUGUGUAGUUUGAUAAUUCCGAUAUAUCUAUAUCUAUGCCAAUCGUAACUUCUCGCUAAUAUCAUUAAUAGAAUAUUAUUCGAAAUAUCAGCGUGCAAUCAAAUAAAAUUAUUUCUUAAUUAAAAGCUCUAUCUGUUUUAUUGUGUUUUAUGUAAUAUCAAAUAUCCGGCAUUUUUGUACAUAACCUCUGCAUAUUUUAUUUGCUUAUAAUAGUGAUUUGAAUCUCUAGUUAUAUUUUAAACUAACUUUUUGUUAAUAUGAUGUGAAUAUACAGAAGUGUAUGAAAAUUAGUGAAAAUCUAUCCUUUGCAGUUGACAUAAUGUACGCACAUAUAUAGUUUUAUAUUGAAACAACAAUUUCAAAAUAUCAAUGUGAAUUAAUACAUGUAACACAUAUUUUCUUAUGAAAAUAAUAAAUUAAUUAAUUCAAUAAUGUGGUGUUACUUUUGCAAGAAAACACUUGUAAACAAUGUUAAUGCAAUCUGUAGGAGAACGUCUACUGUUGCGAAUGUUGAUAAAAACGCCAACGAAUUUGUGCUCUUGGGUCGAAAAUAUGCGACGGACAAUUGGACAAAUGUCACUCCAAGCAUUGUAGCUAAAUUAGAAAGAAACUUGCAUGUUAAGCAAUACCAUCCACUGUCACUCUUACGUCAGCGCAUUGUAAACUAUUUUUAUGGACAGUUUCGCGGUAAAAGCGGAACACCGUCCUUUAGUAUAUAUGAUAAUAUAUGUCCUAUAGUGACAGUUGCUCAAAAUUUCGACUCCCUUCUUGUACCGAAAGAUCAUCCAAGUAGAAAGAAAACUGAUUGUUACUUCAUAAAUCAAGACACAUUGCUGAGAGCACAUAUGACUGCGCAUCAAGCGGAAUUAAUUUCGAUGGGAUUAAAUAAUUUUCUUGUCAUCGGGGACGUAUACAGACGUGAUGAAAUUGAUAGUACGCAUUAUCCGGUUUUUCACCAGGUUGAUGCAGUCAGAUUGCGAACAUUGGAAGAAAUAUUUUGCAAUGUAAACGAUUCUGAAAGUAUGAAGCUAUUUGAGCAUAGAGGAAUAGAAAACGCUGAGAAGCAGGGUUGUCAUACAUUAGAAGUAGUGAAAAUAAUGGAGCAGGAAUUGAAAAAUACUUUAAUAAGCUUAGCACAAAUUAUAUUUGGCAAAGAGGUGCAAUGCCGAUGGGUUGACCAAUAUUUUCCAUUCACUCAUCCAUCAUGGGAGUUGGAAGUAUUCUAUAAUGACAAAUGGCUCGAAAUACUAGGCUGUGGCAUUAUGCGCCAAGAGAUUCUCCAGAAAUCCGGUGCCGUAGAUCGGAUCGGAUGGGCAUUUGGGCUUGGUUUGGAACGUUUAGCCAUGUGCUUGUAUAAUAUUCCGGAUAUAAGAUUAUUUUGGAGUAACGAUGCGGGUUUCUUGAAUCAGUUUAAAGUAGACAAUCCGAAUGCACAUAUACAGUACAAGCCUAUCAGCGUAUAUCCUCCUUGUACAAACGACUUAAGCUUCUGGUUACCACAAGAUGGAAGUUACUCUUCCCAAAAUUUUUAUGACAUAGUUAGAGAGAUAGGUGGUGAUGUUAUUGAACAAAUUUUGCUGAAAGAUGAAUUCACCCAUCCAAAAACUAAAAAGACAUCCCAUUGUUACAGCAUAGUAUACAGACACAUGGAACGUACUUUAACUCAAAAGCAAGUCAAUAAGAUUCAUGAUCAAAUAGAAAAAACAGUAACUGCUAAACUUAAUGUAAUUGUUAGAUAAAGUUAAGAACAAAUUAUUUCCCUAACAGAAUAGUUCUUGUAUCUAGAGGAUGAACUCUAUGAAUAAUUUACUUCAAACGAUAUUAUCGAUUUUAAUAAAAUGUGGACAUGAAUUAUAUGAGCAAUAUGAAUAUUGCAAGUCAGGUUAAGGAAUAUAUUAUUUUAUUUGCAAAUAAAUUAAUCAUAAACGCAUUAUACAUAGUAAAUAAUAGUCUUCUAAAAACAGCUAUUAUAUUAUUUGUGGUAUGCUUCAUCCACAUUAGUGAUAACAACGAUUACAGGUAUGUUCUACAUGCUUGCAGUAUAUACAUGAAUAUAAAACAUAUUACG
Formica exsecta is the source of this 2104-nucleotide messenger RNA. RefSeq names its product probable phenylalanine--tRNA ligase, mitochondrial (gene PheRS-m). The record is from RefSeq and is a predicted model, not a curated record. Gene Ontology annotation, biological process: phenylalanyl-tRNA aminoacylation. Gene Ontology annotation, cellular component: mitochondrion; cytoplasm. Bases 468 to 1775 code for a protein of 435 amino acids. Lineage: Eukaryota; Metazoa; Arthropoda; Insecta; Hymenoptera; Formicidae. Gene Ontology annotation, molecular function: tRNA binding; ATP binding; phenylalanine-tRNA ligase activity. The transcript has 4 exons.